Geodia barretti is the source of this 1761-nucleotide messenger RNA. The record is from the annotation of a GenBank genome assembly. Lineage: Eukaryota; Metazoa; Porifera; Demospongiae; Tetractinellida; Geodiidae.
UUGACUCUCCAGAUUGACGAGGACAAGUCCGAAUUCGAGAGCGAGCUGACCGAUCAGAUGGACGAGAUCGAGAGCAUCAAGGCUGGCGAUCUGCUCACUGAGAGUCGAUAUCGAGACCUUCGUGACCGGUACUCCGGCAUCUUCCAGGCGGGCAUGGGAGCGGAGUCGGUGCUCGAAAGGCUCAACAGCCUCAGUCUCGACGAUCUUCGCGACGAGUUGCAGGCGGAGAUGCAGUCUACCUCCGGCCAGCGAAGAAAGAAGGCCAUCAAGCGUACGAGGGUGGUCGAGGCGUUCCGCAAGAGCGGCAACAGGCCAGAGUCCAUGGUUCUCACAACGCUUCCAGUACUGCCUCCGGAGCUGCGUCCGAUGGUCCAGCUCGACGGCGGCAGAUUCGCGACAAGCGACCUGAACGAUCUUUACCGCAGGGUCAUCAAUCGCAACAACCGUCUCAAGCGGCUUAUAGAGCUUGCCGCUCCCGAGAUCAUAGUCCGCAACGAGAAGCGGAUGCUCCAGGAGGCAGUUGACGCACUGGUGGACAACGGCCGUCGUGGCCGGGCCGUGGCGGGCAGCCACAACCAUCGCCUCAAGUCGCUGUCGGACCUGCUCAGAGGCAAGCAGGGCAGGUUCAGGCAGAAUCUGCUCGGAAAGCGCGUGGACUACUCGGGCCGCUCCGUCAUUAUCGCGGGGCCGGACCUCAAGCUACACCAGUGCGGCCUACCCAGGAGAAUGGCGCUCGAGCUCUUCAAGCCGUUCGUCAUGAACCGCCUGGUUAUGAAGGGGUACGCACACAACAUCAAGAGUGCCAAGCGCAUGGCCGAACGCAUACGACCGGAGGUCUGGGACAUCUUGGAGGAGGUCGUCAACGACAGGCCGGUGCUUCUCAACCGCGCACCAACGCUGCACAGGCUCGGCAUUCAGGCCUUCGAGCCUGUACUCAUUGACGGCAGCGCCAUCCAGCUCCACCCUCUUGUCUGCACAGCCUUCAACGCUGACUUCGACGGCGACCAGAUGGCAGUACAUGUGCCGCUGUCACGCGAGGCGGUGAUGGAAGCGCGCAAGAUGAUGCUGAGCACGUUCAACAUGCUCUCCCCCAGCUCCGGGGAGCCGAUAGUCGCGCCGACGCUGGACAUAGUGCUCGGCACUUACUACAUGACGAUUAUCGACGAGCGCGCGCGCGGCGCGGCGCGACUCUUCAGCAGCCGCGACGACGCCCGUCUCGCGCACGAACUGGGCUCCAUUGAGUUGCGCGCACCCAUCAAGGUAAUGAUGGACGGCCAGCCGGUGGAUACCACCGUUGGGCGGAUCAUAUUCAACGACACUCUGCCAGCGGAGAUGGGGUUCCGCAACGACGAGAUCGAGAAGAGCAAACUCAAGGAGAUCGUCGGCGAGGUCUAUGCCACCCUCGGCAACGAGGGUACCGCAGAAGUCCUCGACCAGAUCAAGAAUCUGGGCUUCAAGUACGCCACCAAGGCAGGAAUCACCAUCGCCAUCAGCGACGUCGCCGUGCCAGAAGAGAAGGACGGAAUCGUCAAAGAUGCCGAAGAUACCGUUAGCAGGCUCGAAGAGCAGUACCUGGACGGUCUCAUAACCGACGAGGAACGCUACCAGAAUACUGUCGCCAUCUGGACCAAGGCCAACGACGACCUGACCGAAGUCAUUCAGAGGAACCUCCGCGACUACGGUGGAAUCUAUCUGAUGGCCAACUCAGGGGCAAAGGGCAACAUAGCGCAGAUCAAGCAGAUGGCCGGUAUGCGCGGCUGA